AUGGCUCUGUCUGCGUCGCUACGGAUUUCUCUCAUCGUCGCGUUCUUUGGGAUUCUGGCGUUCGUGCUUGGCGUCAUCGCCGAAAACAAAAAGCCUGCUUCUGGGACUCCUAUCCCAGGAAAGGAUGUCGUCAUCUGCAAGUUUCCAAGUGAUCCAACUCUUGCAAUGGGAAGCCUGUCCAUUGUGGCACUUGUGGUAGCUGCCAUUGUGGGCCAUGUUGCUAUCUUUUUUCCAUACUCGGGCAAGUCAGUUCCUCGUGGAGCACUGUUUCAAAGCACCAGCUUGACAGUGUUCUUUGUUGUUGCUGAGCUUGUCUCAGCCCUGGCUUUUGCAAUGUUGUUGUGGGCAACUGUCACUGAGGGACUUCACCGAAGCAAGAACAUCCACCACGACAUGAAUUACCAGUGCCCUACUGCAAAGACCGGCCUGUUUGGUGGUGCUGCUUUCCUUGCCCUUGACGCUGCUCUCUUCUGGCUUGUUUGCCAGAUGCUGGCCCUCAAUGCAAGGGCUGACUACCUGGACGAGGAUGACAACAAGGGUGAAUAUGGCCAGGUUUACGCUGCUGAAGUCGAUGGUUCAAAGGUCUGA
Molecule: messenger RNA, 588 nt
Organism: Miscanthus lutarioriparius
Lineage: Eukaryota; Viridiplantae; Streptophyta; Magnoliopsida; Poales; Poaceae
Source: the annotation of a GenBank genome assembly